AUGGAGAAGCGCGAGCGGCUUCUCAAGUCCUCCGAGGAACUCGACAGCGCCGACGUAGGAAAGCAGCUUAAGGAACUCGACGGCCUUCGUCAGGUGUGGGAGGCCUUUUCGACCAAGCGAAAGCAGCUGCUCAGCACCUUGGCCAUGAGCCAGAGCGACCCGGACGAGGACAUGCGCGCCCUUGCCACGGAAGAGCUUCCCCUGAUCGAAGAGGAGCUCGCCGAAGCUCGAACACAGAUGGAAGAGCUCGUACUCUCGUCCAUUACCGACGCGAUAGAAGCUCAAGCUGUGGGCGCCGUGCUUGAAGUCAGGCCUGGCGUGGGUGGCCAGGAGUCGACUCUCUUCACCGCCGAGGUGGCGCGCAUGUACGAGAGAUUCUGCGAGCAAAAGCCCGCCGACGAGGACGGAUCAGGCGAGUGGCAGGUGGAGAUGCUAUCGAGCACGAGCGUCGACGUAUCCACCUCCUCUUCAGGCUCGGGUGCCGGGCUCAAGGAGGCCAUCAUCGAAGUCAAGGGCAGGGGGGCGUUCCAGAAGCUCAAGUUCGAAGCAGGCGUGCAUCGAGUGCAGCGCAUUCCGGCCACACAGAGCUUGGGGAAGCUGCAGACGUCGACGAUCGCUGUGAUGGUACUGCCCAUCUCGGAGGGCUCCGAGAACAAGGCGGACGACUUGGUCGAUCCCAAAGAUGUCAAGGUCGAGGUGAUGCGAUCGCGCGGCGCAGGUGGUCAGCACGUCAACAAGACCGAGUCGGCCAUCCGACUCACACACGAGCCCACCGGCAUCACCGUCUCCAUGCAGGAUAGCCGCUCGCAGCAUCAGAAUCGCACCAAGGCAUGGGCGGUCCUGAGAGCAAGGCUUCUCGACCGCAGACUCAAGCAGGAGGUCGAGGGGAACCGCGAGCGUCGACUCGCUCAGGUGGCCAGCAUGGACCGAAGCGAUCGCGUCCGCACCUACAACUUCCCGCAGGACCGCGUUACCGACCACCGCGUCAACCUCAGUCUGAACGGCAUCGACUCCAUCAUGGAGGGCGAGCACGAGCCGGGCACUGGGCUCGACUACAUCAUGGAAAGCCUGCAUAUCGAAAGCGAUACGCGAAAGAUCAAGGCUCUGCUCGAGAGCGAAGAGGCCGAAGCUGCUCAAGCGUCGGCAGGCAAGAAGUGA
Messenger RNA from Moesziomyces antarcticus, 1158 nucleotides. Its product is annotated as peptide chain release factor 1. Lineage: Eukaryota; Fungi; Basidiomycota; Ustilaginomycetes; Ustilaginales; Ustilaginaceae. Gene Ontology annotation, biological process: translational termination. The record is from RefSeq and is a predicted model, not a curated record. Gene Ontology annotation, molecular function: translation release factor activity. Bases 1 to 1158 code for a protein of 385 amino acids. The transcript has a single exon.